AGGUUUGCAAUCCUUCCACUUGCUGGCAGUUGCAGAAGAUCUCCUUUUUAAGUGAAACGUACAUGCCACCCCUCCGAGGGCUGCGGCUUCCCUGGGCUGCUUCUUUGCUUCUCCCUUUUCCGGCCCUCGCGCUCACUCUUUAAUUUGUCCGCGCCCCUAAGUUUGCCAAGAGCUCGCUUUCGGCUGGGAGAAGGGUCCCGGCCAGGCGCCGCGGGCGGGGGCUGGGGACCUGGGAACCGCAAUCCAGAAGCAUCGUGGGCCAUGUAUAUUUCAUCAAACGGACUUUGGGUGCGUCGCGUCUCGCAGCCAUCAACGCUAUGUGCAGUGACAUUUCUGACUUGAGUGGAGGAAUGCGCGAAGGAAGCCCGGGCGAAAUUGGUACUAGAGGAUCUUCUUGGCGCCAAUGCUAAUUGUCCUGAUUUAUGUCCCUUCUGACUAAGCUCAACAUCUUCAUCUGAAAUAAAAUGAAAGCGGUGCCAAGCGGGAUAGAACCGCCUGGCCGCUGGUUCUGAUCCCUGGGAAUUAGGAAAUCGUCCUGCAGCUUAAAAAAAAAAAGAAAGAAAUAGAAAUAGAAAAAAGAAAAAAAAAUCCCUCAGUAAAAGUUUAAGGCGAGAAGUGGCAGAGGCAGCGGCGCGAGGAGGCGCGGAGAGCCGGCGAGCGGAGAACUGGGCUGGCAAGACCUCCGAAGGCUGCGAUUUCAUUAUUAAUAUCACUAUAUUUUUGGAGGGAGAGGCACCUUUCUCAUCCUCUCUUCCUCUCCGCCCACCCCUUCUCCCUCCCCCUCAUCUACCUGUCAAAGUCACUGAUCUUUUGCAUUUCGGAAGAGGACGUCAACGGGAAGGAAUUCCCCCUCUUGGUGCGGGCUCCAAGAGGGGGAGACGCGCUGGAGGCUCCCCACCGGGGCGCGAGGCGAAGGGUGUUGGUGCCAGAAGAAAAGGAUGAUUGAUGGGAAACAGACACCGGAUGACAGACGCACAUCCUUUUGCUUCCGAUACUGAUAUCUCAGCGGCGCCUGGGCAGCCCUUGUGAACCGUGAGCAUUGAGGAUCACUCAGGGUUAUCGGAUGUACAAUGGGAGAGCCAUCACUUUGCUAAAUUAUUAUCUGCUAUUGGACAUCUUUUACAAAAACCAAACUCGAUAUGUUCUAGGACGACGAAAAUGCUCCAAGUUGCUGUUAAUGCCUAACACACAAGUAUGUUAGGCUUCCACCAAAGUCCUCAAUAUACCUGAACGCGCACAGUAUCUUAAUCCUUCACAUCUGAUUUUGGAUUCUGUUUUUGAGGUCUGAUCCUCUUUUUUCUUUUCUUUUCUUUUCUUUCUUUUUAAAAAUAUACAGACCUAUCUACAUAAAGACAUAUAUAUAUAUAUAUCUAUAUAUAUACACAAAUAUAAAUAUAUAUAAACAAAUGUAUAUGUAAAAUAGACAAAGAUUACAGAUAAAUCACGAAGAUUGCAAAGAAUUUAGAGAUGUAUUUGUCAAGAUUCCUGUCCAUUCAUGCCCUUUGGGUUACAGUGUCUUCAGUGAUGCAGCCCUACCCUUUGGUGUGGGGACAUUAUGAUGUGUGUAAGACUCAGAUUUACACAGAAGAAGGUAAAGUUUGGGAUUACAUGGCCUGUCAACCAGAAUCCACGGACAUGACAAAAUACCUGAAAGUGAAACUGGAUCCUCCGGAUAUUACCUGUGGAGACCCUCCUGAGUCCUUCUGUGCAAUGGGCAAUCCCUACAUGUGCAAUAAUGAGUGCGAUGCAAGCACCCCUGAGCUGGCACACCCUCCUGAGCUGAUGUUUGACUUUGAAGGAAGACACCCCUCCACAUUUUGGCAGUCUGCUACUUGGAAAGAGUACCCCAAGCCUCUCCAAGUUAACAUCACUCUGUCUUGGAGUAAAACCAUUGAGCUCACAGACAACAUAGUUAUUACCUUUGAAUCGGGGCGUCCAGAUCAAAUGAUCCUGGAGAAAUCUCUCGACUAUGGACGCACAUGGCAACCCUAUCAGUACUAUGCCACAGACUGCUUGGAUGCUUUUCACAUGGACCCCAAAUCUGUGAAGGAUUUAUCACAACACACCGUCUUGGAAAUCAUUUGCACAGAAGAGUACUCCACGGGGUAUACAACGAAUAGCAAAAUAAUCCACUUCGAAAUCAAAGACAGGUUCGCAUUUUUUGCUGGACCUCGGCUACGGAAUAUGGCUUCCCUCUACGGACAGCUGGAUACCACCAAGAAACUCAGAGAUUUCUUCACAGUCACAGACCUGAGGAUAAGGCUGCUGAGGCCAGCUGUUGGGGAAAUAUUUGUAGAUGAGCUACACCUGGCACGCUACUUUUACGCCAUCUCAGACAUAAAGGUGCGAGGAAGGUGCAAGUGUAAUCUCCAUGCCACUGUGUGUGUGUAUGACAACAGCAAACUGACAUGUGAAUGUGAGCACAACACUACAGGUCCAGACUGUGGGAAAUGCAAGAAGAAUUAUCAGGGCCGACCUUGGAGUCCAGGCUCGUAUCUCCCCAUCCCCAAAGGCACUGCAAAUACCUGUAUUCCCAGUAUUUCCAGUAUUGGUAAUCCUCCAAAGUUUAAUAGGAUUUGGCCGAAUAUUUCUUCCCUUGAGGUUUCUAAUCCAAAACAAGUUGCUCCCAAAUUAGCUUUGUCAACAGUUUCUUCUGUUCAAGUUGCAAACCACAAGAGAGACUGCGAAUGCUUCGGCCACUCCAAUCGAUGCAGUUAUAUCGAUCUGCUAAAUACAGUCAUUUGCGUGAGCUGUAAACACAACACUAGAGGGCAGCACUGUGAGUUAUGCAGGCUGGGCUACUUCAGAAAUGCUUCUGCACAGCUGGACGAUGAGAAUGUGUGCAUAGAGUGUUAUUGUAACCCUUUGGGCUCAAUCCAUGAUCGUUGUAAUGGCUCAGGAUUUUGUGAGUGUAAGACUGGAACGACAGGGCCUAAGUGUGAUGAGUGUCUGCCGGGAAAUUCCUGGCACUACGGCUGUCAACCGAAUGUCUGCGACAAUGAGCUCCUGCACUGCCAGAACGGGGGGACGUGCCACAACAACGUGCGCUGCCUGUGCCCGGCUGCAUACACUGGCAUCCUCUGCGAGAAGCUGCGGUGUGAAGAGGCGGGCAGCUGCGGCUCCGACUCCAGCCAGGGGGCGCCCCCGCAGGGUUCCCUAGCACUGCUGCUGCUGCUGCUGCUGCUGACCGCGCUGCUGGGAACAGCCAGCCCCCUGCUGUUCUAGAUGUCGCCUCCAGCCACCGGACAGGCCUGUGCCCUGGGGAAGCAAACACAACCCAAGCGAAGCAUUUGCUACUAACAUAGGAAAUAUAAACACACCCCCCAUUCAAAAACACAGCGUACAAACUAAGAAGGCCUAACUGAACUAAGCCAUAUUUCUCAGACGUGGACAGCACAUCGGAGUCAAGACUGUUCAUUUGUGACUCCAGAGGAGUUGGCAGCUGUUGAUAUUAUCACUGCAAAUCACAUCGCCAGCUGCAAAGCUUACUGCGGAUUGGAAAGGCUGUGACAGCCCCCCCCACCCCAACAGGAAAGACAAAAAAAAAAAAAAAAAAACUAAAAACAUUUGCUACUCUAACGUGGUGCGCCCUCGUACCGCUCUGCCCAGUGUGUGGACCAACCAAAUAGAAGCAUUCUUUGCUGUCAGGUGCAUUGUGGGUAUAAGGAAAUCUGUUACAAGCUGCCAUAUUGGCCUGCUUCAGUCCCUGAAUCCCUUCCAACCUGUGCUUUAGUGAACGUUGCUCUGUAACCCUUGUUGGUUGAAAGAUUUCUUUGUCUGAUGUUAGUGACGCACACGUGUAACAGCCCCCUCCAGAAGCGCAAGCCAGUCAUACCCCUGUAUAUCUUAGCAGCACUGAGUCACCCAGUGCGAGCUCAUACCCACUACACAAGAGUGGCUAUAGGAGAAAAGAAAGUGUAUCUAUCCUUUUGUAUUCAAAUGAAGUUAUUUUUCUUGAAAUACUGUAAUAUGUAGAUUUUUUGUAUUAUUGCCGAUUUGUGUUACCAGACAAUCUGUUAAUGUAUCUGAUUCGAAUCAGCAAAGACUGACAUUUUAUUUUGUCCUCUUUCGUUCUGUUUUGUUUCAUUGUGCAGAGAUUUCUCUGUAAGGGCAACGAACGUGCUGGCAUCAAAGAAUAUCCGUUUACAUAUAUAACAAGUGUAAUAAGAUUCCACCAAAGGACAUUCUAAAUGUUUUCUUGUUGCUUUAACACUGGAAGAUUUAAAGAAUAAAAAUUCCUGCAUAAACAAUUUCAGGAAUUUGUAUUGCGAUUUCUUAAGAUGAAAGGAACAGCCGCCAAGCAGUUUCACACUCACUUUUACUGAUAUCUGUGUGGACUGAGCACAUUCAACUGAUGAAUUUAAUACCCAGGAAGAUGGAUUGAUAUUCACUAGCCUGGACAACUUCUACAAAAUAUGAGACUAUUGCCACUUGGGAAAAAAAUUAUAACAGCAAAAAAAAAAAAAAAAGUAAAUAAAUAAAUAAAUAGAAAAGAAAGAAAAAUAUCUGAUUGCCAAGAUUAUGCCAAAGCCUGUUGGCAGAGUACUGAGAGACUUUUAUUUUUGAGUCAUGCUAUUUUCAGAUUGAUGGUGAUCAUGUGACUCAAGGGAUGCUGAUCUAUGUAUCUUUCCAAAUAUAGUGUUUACAUGGAGUAUCAUAAGAGGCCACCUGGGGAACCAGGACAGUAGCAGGGAAAUUGAGUGAUUAGCAAUUUGACUUUGAAUAUAUUCAGACUAAGUAUUUAAAUGAAAUAUCAAAAUAUACAGCAGCAACUAGACAUAACUGCUGUUUCUGAGAAUAAAGUUUGCUUUAAGUACCACCCAAGGUGUAAUAAAUUCUUGUUUCUGCCUUUUAUUAGGCCAAUUACUGUGCAAGACAGCAAGUAGAGGCAGGUGGGGAAGAACCUCUGCAAAGGUUCGAAGAGGCUCAAACAGUGCAGAUUCCAUUCAUGGCACACUGUUGUCCUGCGGGUUUCAGAUGUGUUAGCAGCAGCACCUCCUGGAAUCAAAAACAAUUAUCAGCCCUGAGUCUAGAGGACAAUGAAGUCCUACAUGACUUGGUAGAGCAAUAACCUUCGGCAGUGUUAGGUCCAGUCUUGAUUCUUAACUCUGCUGCCACUCCUUGCGAAACAGGGAACGUUUUUCUGAUAAAUAACCUGAGUCAAAACUAGAUGAAGGAACAGCAUGUCUUAUUGGUUUUGUUCCCAGAAAAGCCAAUUCGAAAAAGGCAAUAAAAGGUAAACAGGUAAUGCCUGUCCUGCCUGCCACCCCAUGUCUAAGUCGAUUGAAUGUUUGUUAUUCAAACCAACAGUCUCUUUUGAUAGAAGAAAUAAGAAAAGAUGGAAAUAAAUUAGAGCUUUGGCUUAGUGCCAGAGUGGCCAACCAGAAAUUGGAGAUUUACAUUAGAAGCAUAAACAGAAAAUUAUAUUUCAGGCUCACCAAAGAAUACACAUGAAAAUUCUGCUAGCAUACAGAGUUUGAGAUUACUUAUAAUGAGGUGGAUUUCUAAUAUUAAAAUUGGAAUUUAAGUUGUCUUAUACUUUAUUAGCACAAACCAAAGGCAGACUGUGUUAUUUCUGGCAAUGAUGCACUUUAUCAUUAUCCACUGAUGGCUUUGUCACAAUGCUCAGGAAUCAGACACUGCACAAUUCAAUAUGUAGGAUUCCAAAAGCUAAUUCUAAAAUUUAAUGAAGGUCUGAUCUAAAUCAAUUCAUCUGCAUUUAUCUUUAUGAGAGUAUAAGAAUCUAAAUUGGUGAGGAAUAUCUUGUGUUCAGUGUAUUUAGAUGUAGUUUUCUGAAUAUCCUGAAGUGAUGUGAUCUGCCUUUAAUAAAAAUUUCACUUUUAGGUAUAUAACAAAUGGAAAUGGAAUGUUCUUUUUAAUCUGGAUUCCCAUGUUCUUUUGAAAAGCCCAUUUCUUUGAAGAAACCCCAACUUAGUGGAUUUUACUUAUCUGCUGCUUUCUAGCAUCCUUUCAAAUCUGUUUUCAUCUACAGUUUUAUGUCCCAAGAACAAGGUUGGGAUAGAGAGAGGAUACAGAGUUUUCCCUCCAUCUUAUAUCCUAGUUCUUGCUGUUUCUACUUGGAUAGGUACAUAGUGGUGGGAUAAUAUAGUUUUGCGUAUGAGUUCAUCUGUUAACAGUUUCACAUAGUGAAAAUAUGAUUCUAUCAGUAGUACUGAUGAAUAUAAAAUUUCAAAAAAAUGGGACAAAGGUUCAGCUAUAUAGAAAGUAUUGCUAUUUAUAGAAAAAAUAACGAAUCUUCCCUGCUGUGAUAUGGUAAUGAUUCAUAUCAGACCCUGUACAUGGCCGUAGGGAGAACCCAAGUUUGCUAAGUCCUGGCAAAGAGGGACCCUUGCUUAGAGGAGCCCAGACUCACCUUCCUCAAGCUUUGUCCAGGUCACUUGCCUACCCAGGUAUCCUCCAUCCACUUUUUGGGCAUUGUGAGCUUCUUCUGGAGGUCCACGCUCCUAAAAGUAGGCAGCAUCAUGAUUGCACACCCUGGACGUGAGGGGUGGCAAAAUGUCGUUUCGUACCCAGGCCUGGAGUAUUCCCUGAGGAAUGCACAUGUGACCAAGGAGAAACCCUCUUCAAGUGAAACCCAGAGCACCAGAACAUGGGCCUGGAAGAGGCAGGGUUGAGGUGUGGAGGGGAGAUAUUGAUCUUUGAGCGGUGUAAGGAUUCUAAACCUAUUUCUGGGCUUUCAACAGCAAUGAAAACAUACGUGUCAAAGUAGCCAAAUUGGAUAUUUUAUUCAUAAGCACUCUGUUAGCUUAAUGUUUAAUUUCCAAAUAUUUAGGCACAUGACAAGUGGGCCUCCAUUAAUACUUUGGCCCUGGGCUCUGUAAAUGUUUGGGGUGGAUCUGCCCAAGGUGUCCUCGAGUUGGAUCCCUAAAAUGGCACCAGACAUUGGCCCAGGUAAUACAGAGAAGGGUACUGGCUGGAAGAAGGGCACUGACCACACCCAACUCUCCCUGCCAUUUGUGCUCUGCCUCACCCUGUCUUGCUUGAAUCUCUGAGUUUAAAUACUUUCAGAUGAACUAGGGGCAGAUGUGAGGAAAUCCUGAAAUUAAAUCUUUUGUUCCUUCUCCUUCACUCUCCACCAUCAAUAACUCAGCGACAUUGGGAUGUGAAGACUUAGCAUUCUGAAAUGGGAUGCUCUGUGCUAUGUGGAAAAUGGGUUGUUGUACUUUACUGUUGUUAAUCACCAAAUAAAAUAUCUAUUUAACAGUU
Messenger RNA from Ictidomys tridecemlineatus (thirteen-lined ground squirrel), 7227 nucleotides. RefSeq names its product netrin G1 (gene Ntng1). Gene Ontology annotation, biological process: axonogenesis; animal organ morphogenesis; tissue development. The record is from RefSeq and is a predicted model, not a curated record. NCBI's taxonomy places the organism in Eukaryota, Metazoa, Chordata, Mammalia, Rodentia, Sciuridae.